This is a messenger RNA of Xyrichtys novacula (pearly razorfish), 25206 nucleotides long. NCBI's taxonomy places the organism in Eukaryota, Metazoa, Chordata, Actinopteri, Labriformes, Labridae. The record is from the annotation of a GenBank genome assembly.
GCAUCAUCAUUAUUGGUACCGGCAGCUCACUUCCGUUGUAGCUUUUUUUAUUUGCAUCCUUUUAUUUUUGAUGUAAGUAACUUUUUUUUCCAUCGCCACUUCUUUUUUUUUUUUUGCGUCGUUAACUUCUGUUUUGGCUUUUUUAUCUGCACCGUUUCUUUUUAUUUGUAUCAGUAACUUCCGUUGUGACUUCUUUUUUAAUGCAUUCUUUCUUUUUUAUUUGCAGCAGUGGCAGUUCUCUGUCACCGUAAGUUUCACAUCAUUUUACACGUUUAUCAAGCACUAGAUGCCAGAAUAAAGCCGUUGGUUAUUUACAGUUCAGUCACUCUUUUGCUUUAAGAUGCUCAAGUCUGACCCCCUCCGGCCGCAUGAGGAACUGCAGAGCAGCACCGUCACAAGGAUACCGGCGCACCUUCAUCCAUCUUCAUCUUCCUCCUCGGUCCAGUUCGUUUACCAACACACCGACCACACGCAACGUUGACGGCUUACCAUUGUCGAAAUGUCGUCUAACGGUAAGCACACAGUACUAAAUCCUUGAGUCCUCUAGAAACGUGUAUAAGUUUAAUAACGUUUACAGCCACAGUUGUUGUGUUGACAGAGUAUACCGUCGACAGUGAGAAACGUUGCCGGUUACUAGCUUGACAUAAGGCGCUAGUUAGCUGUUCAACGCUCACGUCGGUUUAUAUAGAGUAUUAACCAACUGCUUUAAAACGUGCCUGUCUAAUUUACUUAUAUGUCGUGUGUUUGCACCGACUUGUGUAAAAUACAGAGGGACCUCCCUCCUGUGAACGCUAACACGGUCAUGUAUUAUAAUGUUAGCAUACACCUGCUAUCGUUGUCCUCCGUUAACCGGUGAGUGAUUUGGCUGGACAUGCGAUCUGCGAGGAGGGUCUCUACUGUGCCACUGACCCACUUUGUGAAGGCGGACCCGUCCCUCUGCUCACGUACUCACCAUAGACAUAAAAUAUUGGUUUGCAGGUGUUAUAAGAGACAUUAAACGUGUUUUAUACCGAUCAAAACAUAGUAACAGUGUCUCCUGUCGCUGCUGGUUAACAUGCCUCAAUAGAAGUUUGUGGUGUAUUUUUUAAUAACAGCAACAGUCCAUGCUUACCUUUUUGAUUGUGUAUUUUCUUCUGUCUUUAAUAAGAAUCGUUUAGUUUCAUUUAGCCCUCCAGUCCAAACAAUGGGAUAAAUGUUAACAUUCAGUUUCUUUUAUUCCAUAGACUACUCCCAAACAUCUGCUCAAGGGUAAGUGUUUAACACAUUAAUAGAUACAUAUAAAUACCUAACCAAUGCAAUUUCACACAACACUUUUUGUUGACAUGAUCAAACAGACGAUUACUGUAUGUUAAAUCUAUUAUUGAGGAUAUAUAAGGUAGUAAUCAAGUGUUUUAUAAGGCAAGGCACAUUUUGGCAAUAAGGUCAAAGUACUUAACACAGACAUAAAACACAUUGGAGAAAUCAGAAAACGUUGAGAUAAAAAUUUUUUAAAAACUAUUAAAAGUGGACAAAACUUUAAUUUUCCUAUUAAUGCAUGCUAUUCUCUAACCAAUGAUUUUUGAAACUUAUUUUAAAUAAAUAAUUCCUAUAUUUCUGAAUGGUGUUGUCUUAAUCAAAAGAAAUUCCGCACAUAAUUCACCUCAGAGCGUCUCACCAAGGAUUAAAACUCACAGAUUUGUCUUAUUCUGCGAUGAGUUACAGCCUUCAUGCUGAGCUCUUUAAAAAAGUUAUCCUCAUUUUCCUGCAUUAACUUUUUUAAAGAGCUGGUCCAGGUUUUAUCUGAACUUUGAUAUUCUCUUAUUUACACGCAGCUAUGGGUCCUACGGUGGAGGUGGUGGAGGCGGUGGAGGCAGUGGAGGUGGUGGCAGUAACCAAGGCUAUGGUCAGUCCUCUGGCCAGAGCUACAGCCAGCAGGGCUAUGGAGGCUACAACCAGAGUUGUGACAGCGACUCUGGCUCCUAUAACCAAGGAGGAUAUGGCAGCUAUAGUCAAUCCCAGUCAGGUAGAGAGAAAGACUUCUUCAAAACCUCACAGGGUUCCAGUCACACAUGUUGAUGUUACUGUCAGUCUUAACCAUGUUUUGUCUCCUCCAUUCCCCCCUAGGUGGAUAUGGCUCUCCAUCUUCCAAUCAGGGAGGCGGCGGCGGUGGUGGUGGUGGUGGUUUUAACCAUUCUGGUCAGUCUUAUGGUUCUGGAGGCUACAGCAGCAACCAGUCCUCUAACAUGAGCUACAACCAGCAGUCAUCCUUCUCUGGGUACAACCAGCAGCAGUCUCCUCCAUCAUCCUCUGGAAGGUGAGGCAGCAGGACCUUCUACUUCUGAAGUUUAAAUUUACAGAUUCAUCACAUAUUUGGACAGGACUUGUUGGCCAUCAAAUACUUGUAUUUUACUGUCUCAUUGUGCCUCUAUUUGAGAAAUGUACUCAAUUAAGUGCAACGCUAAAAUGGUAAACUGGAAAACAACAUGUACUGUAAAAUAGGGCUGCCUCGAUACGAAAUUGAUUUUGGAUAUCGUUCCGAUAUCAGCCAAACAACAAAUAUCAGAUUAUAUCGGCCUGCAUCUAAAAUCUCUGAUAUCAGCACUUCGAUACAAGCAGUCCAUUCCAGACUCCACUCCAGCACCUCGAGCUAGCAGCACCCGGAUCCAGCAGGCACAGCCCACAUGAUCACAACAACAGUGUGUACUAAGGUACUAAAAAGUAGCAAGGAGUAGGAGUGAUGUCGGCCCUGUGGCAGUGUUUUUCGUCAACGUCCGAAAAAGACUUUGCAGCUGAUUCCAAAACUCUUCAUGUGCAAGUUUGUGCCAAUAUUGGAUCAAUAUCUGUAUCGGCCAAUACUGAAGGCUACAAAAUCAGUAUCAUAUCGGAAGUAAAAAAGUUGUAUCGGGACACCCCUACUCUAGAACACACCCUUCUGCAGAGUUUACUGACUGCGCUCACAGUAAGUUGUUUGAGAGGACUGAUGAUUAUUAAAGGGAAUAAUGUCUUUCACUUUGAACAGCUAUGACAGCAGCCCACAGGCUCCCAGCAGCUACAACCAGCCACCAAGCGGUGGACAGAGUGGAGGUAGUUAUGGCGGCAGUGGAGGUCAAGCUGGGGGCUAUGGGGGCAGUGGGAGCCACCCACAACCACCCCAACAUGGAGGGGGACACUACAACCAACCAUCAGGCCAUUAUUCCCCCCCUCCACAGAGCUACAGUCAGCAGAGUCAGUUUGGUCAAGGUGGAGGUGAGGGACAAAUUGUAUGUUGUGUAUUUAUCCCGAUGAGGAAUUAUUAUAAAGUUUUUGAUUUUCGAAUACAACAUCGUCACUCACUGGAAAAUCUGUUGACAUCUGAUUGACUCAACCCUCUCAGGUUAUGGUGAUGAAAGCCCUCCCAUGAGUGGAGGAGGGGGUGGAGGGUACGGUAGCCCCGAUGGUGGCUACGGAGGUCAGGACACCCGUGGUGGCAGGGGCCGUGGCGGUGGAUUCGGUGGUCGUGGUGGUGGAGGAUACGAUCGCGGUUUUGACAGAGGUGGACGAGGUGGACCAAGAGGUCGAGGAGGAAUGGGGUAAGUGUCAGCGGCUAUACCUCUUCCAGAUUUGUGAAAAGACACUGAAUUAAAACACGCUGCUGCACACUGACUGGAACUUAGCCAUGGAUGAGGCAAGGAAAAUGAAACAGGAGAGAGAGCUCUGGUCAGCAUUUGUGAAUACGUGAAAGAGUUAUUGAGUGACGCAUUUUGAUGUGUCAACACUUGCUUUUGAGGAAAAUGAAUUUUGAGAAUUUUCACAAAGCAACUGAAAGGCUUUGAGUGCAGUGAUGGCUGCACAAAGCGUCAUGGGUUUUUGUUUACUGGGUUGAAAACAAGCUAAAACACAUGAGAAGGUUAUCUUUAUUUCCCGGCACCUAUGAGAUACAGUUAAAAUCGAGAGCUACAGCAUAAUUUAGUCGUGUAAAAGCAGUCCUGAUCAGUUAUUUAAUAAUGCCACUGUAGCUAUCACCAAUAUCAUUACACUCUACUUUGUCAUUUGACAUUAUGAACAAGACAAAUGCAUGGAUAGGUGUGUGGAUUUACAUAUUUAACACCACUACUUUGAGAUUUUUGUAAAACUUCUUUUUUUGGGCUGUUUAAACAAUCAACCACAGACAUGUCUGCAAACAAGCAAAUGUGUAAUGGGAACUGUUGUCAAAUCCUGAAACAGGAGUUAAUUUAUAGAAACAUGUGAUCAGUCAGCCCACCUUUUAAAGCUACGGUAAACCCAUUAGUGCCUGAAGAGUUGGCACGAAUAACACAACGUUGCUAAAACUGUUCCCAGUAACAUAAAUGUUGCGGAAUAUUGUCAGGAUGCACAAUAGCAUCAUUUUAUCAAAACAACAGCAGGAAAAAUCGAGUGUUAACUCACUACAGGAUGGACUGGAUGGUCCAUUAAAGUCUAUCUGGUGUAAUUAAAUAAAAAAAAUGUAGGUGCAUUUAUGUCACUGUUAACUAAAACAAGUUAGCAAAUCUUUUUAUUUGGGUUAGCAUCGGUUGAAUCACUGGAACCUUUUGUGUGGUGACAGUCCUUUGUAAAAAAAAAAAAAAAAAGAGAAAUUAUGCCUGUUGUCGGGAAAAACAGAAAAUGACUGAAGCUCAAUUAGGGACACCACCAGUGUAAAAACAGAGUUGUAUAGCAGGACAUGACAGUAGUAUGUCAAACUCUGACCUGGGCUUUGGUGUUCACAGUCGACAGCAUGUCAGGUAGGGUUUGGAGUCAUGUGUAAAGGUACCUCUUUCUGACACUACAUCACCAACAGCAAGUCCACAUUAUGAUACAUCAUGAUUAAAACACUGACAGGUACAGGUGUACAGCUGCAAUGAACACCCUAAUGACUAAUUUGGAGCUGAAAAUGAUUCUCCAAUAAUAGUGCAUAUACAAGAACCAGGUGAAACCUGUUGGGUCGAAUGGUCAGUGGGUUCAACUUACAAAAUAAAUGUUUUGCAUUGAAACAUGAUCCUUCCUCGGUAUCACAAUCUCAAGAGUCUUUGUUUCUACAUGAGACAGAAAUAAAACCGUGGGAUGGCAUGAGGAAGGUGCUAAAGUUUAAUCAAAGAAGUUCAUUAUAUGAGUUUUUUUGAAACGUCAGAACAGUGCCUCAUUGAAAAAUUGAAAAAAAGAGCCGACACACGACAUUAAAGCUGAAAUGCAACAUACAACCACUGCACAAUGGUGGAGAUUCACGUGGUUUGAGGGUGUAAGGUGCAUGGUGGUGGUGUUGCAGAUCCAGGGAAAAGUACACACAGGUUGACUACAGGUUGAGACUCAAGCCCUUUGCACAAAAGGGAAACCCCUUUGAAUUAAGCAAAAGCUGCAUUUCUGCUCAAACUCAGAAAAAAAAAACAAUACAAAAAAACUGGAUCAACAACAACAACAAAAAAAUCCAAUAUCAUGAUAUAAAAAAAGAUGUCAAUAUCGUCAGACAAAAAAGAACAGAGACCUAACACAAUUCAAAAACUUGAAAGAACAUCGUCAACAUGUUGGUACAGCUAUGACGCAGGAGCUGGUAUGGUAAGUUGAUUCUUUUUUUACUCACAGGUUGCCCAAUGUCUCAUUUACUUCCUUGUAACCUCAUAAUGUUGAAGAUGAACUCAUAGCUGAAACAGUUUGUCAUUUCAUUCAAUGUUCCUUCAUUUAUCAUUGACUGUAUUCUGAUCUUUUUCCCCUCUUUUACAAUAUUCAGAAAUUAACACCCAAUACAUCUGCUUAAUGUCCUUUUAAAUAGUACAGAUAGUACAGAGCAAAGUUUAUCCAUUUAUCUCCAAAACAUCAUUAAAGGAGACCUAUUGUGAUUACGCACAUCUUGGUGCAUAUUUGUAAUGUCAAGUCACUCAGCAUUAGACAUACAUGUGGCAUCGUAAAUCCAUGCUGUGUUUUCUAUCUGCUUUAAGAGCUCAUUUCAAGACAUGGCCUCAACCUGAUGUCAGGUUGUGCCAUCCUUUAAGGAAAAGGUUAAAAGACAAGACCACCUAGAGGGUCUAUUUAGGACGGUCCAUCUGAAGUUUGUUAAAGGUCCCCCCGCUCUGCUUCGGUUUUUGUUGAUUUGUCUGAGGAAGUUGUCAUUCAGUAUAAUCUAAGGACAGUUAGAUUUUUUCUUUUUGCCCCAAAAAAUAAAGACACCAGAAAACAGUGGGAAGUUUUUAUGAUAUUGAUGGAAAAGCAGCCAAAUACACCGUAGCUUUUCAAGCAGUGGCUGAAUAUUGCAGAAAUGACAGUUUGCGGUUUAUGUGUAAGAUGAAUAAGACUUUUUGGAUGCAAAGCUACAGUAUAAGUAUAAUAGGUCUCCUUUAACAAUGACGCGUUUAAAUCAUUGUUAAUUGGAAUGCUUGAAUAGUUUUGGAGGAGUGGUGACUCAAAAUUUGAAAACCAAAGAACAAACGUGUAGCUAUUCUACAUGGAAUGGCUUGAUGGAAGAAAAUAUGUAGUUCACUUUAAAGAAAAAGACACAUUUACCCAAGACACAAAAUAUGACUCAGUACAUGAAGGGAUCUAAUGGUAUCAAAAUCUCUCCAGUAUGGUAUCGAUUGUGGAAUUGAAAAAGAGAAAAGAGACUUGUGAAAAUUGGAAAAAACUGCCUUCUGUAUAGUUCAAAGUAGUUUAUCAAGUCCACCAGCCCAUGGUGAGUAGGAUGCACUCUGCUUGCUUGAGGUAGGUCUAGCCUUUGUCUCUUAGUAGAGAGCUACAGAUAGUGUUGAACCAAAGUGUGGCAGUAAUGGGAAUUUGUACUUUGGCUCCAGUGUGUUUACUAAAGAACAUGUCUGUAGGUCUCUGUCUCUGGCUGUAGAUCUAAUCAUCCCCUGAGCUUUCACACUGCUAUGAGGAAGUGAGACUGUGAACUCUUUUAACCUGACUGGAUCUUUUUUCUUGUAUUGUCAAAACUUUUCAGAGUGACAGUUCGGAAAGUUCCCUCUCAUAUUAUUUAAAUUCCCAGACAUGUUGUUCACAGCAGUUUGGCAGUGUCUUCUUAAUGUUUUACAUUUGUCUGUCACUCUUUCUCAUUUCUCCGCACGUCACAUUCAAAAGCUGCUGGAGAAUCAAAUUACAAGUUGCCUCUCGAUUCUUUGUUUCCACUCUUAGUAGUUUUAGGUGAGGCAGCGAGUGGAGCACAGAGGACAUUGGCAUCUGUAAUUCCCAUUACGCUUCACUUUGCUCCGCUGAAACAAAGCUGUUUUAUACCGUCACUGGUCCACCAUUAUAUGAGGAUGCUUUAGUCCCCACAGAACUACAAAACUGAUGGUACCGUUACAUCCCUAAUUACACCCACGAAUUACUCUAGAUUUAAGAUGUUAACCUUAAUAUUUGAUGUAUGUUUUGCCUUAUUACACCAUAUAUGUAGUCCGAACUGUGUCAUUUGUCAGCAGUAAGUUGCCAAAGUGGCAACUUGAGUCAGCCCCACAGAUUUGUGUUCAGACCUAAAGCAAAGGGAAAUUUUGCCCUAAUUUCCCUGCAUGAAAAUGACCAUGCAACCAUCCACAAUCAUUUAUACACUCACCGGCCACUUUAUUAGGUACACCAUGCUAGUAACGGGUUGGACCCCCUUUUGCCUUCAGAACUGCCUCAAUUCUUCGUGGCAUAGAUUCAACAAGGUGCUGGAAGCAUUCCUCAGAGAGCUUGGUCCAUAUUGACAUGAUGGCAUCACACAGUUGCCGCAGAUUUGUCGGCUGCACAUCCAUGAUGCGAAUCUCCCGUUCCACCACAUCCCAAAGAUGCUCUAUUGGAUUGAGAUCUGGUGACUGUGGAGGCCAUUUGAGUACAGUGAACUCAUUGUCAUGUUCAAGAAACCAGUCUGAGAUGAUUCCAGCUUUAUGACAUGGCGCAUUAUCCUGCUGAAAGUAGCCAUCAGAAGUUGGGUACAUUGUGGUCAUAAAGGGAUGGACAUGGUCAGCAACAAUACUCAGGUAGGCUGUGGCGUUGCAACGAUGCUCAAUUGGUACCAAGGGGCCCAAAGAGUGCCAAGAAAAUAUUCCCCACACCAUGACACCACCACCACCAGCCUGAACCGUUGAUACAAGGCAGGAUGGAUCCAUGCUUUCAUGUUGUUGACGCCAAAUUCUGACCCUACCAUCCGAAUGUCGCAGCAGAUAUUGAGACUCAUCAGACCAGGCAACGUUUUUCCAAUCUUCUAUUGUCCAAUUUCGAUGAGCUUGUGCAAAUUGUAGCCUCAGUUUCCUGUUCUUAGCUGAAAGGAGUGGCACCCGGUGUGGUCUUCUGCUGCUGUAGCCCAUCUGCCUCAAAGUUCGACGUACUGUGCAUUCAGAGAUGCUCUUCUGCCUACCUUGGUUGUAACGGGUGGUUAUUUGAGUCACUGUUGCCUUUCUAUCAGCUCGAACCAGUCUGGCCAUUCUCCUCUGACCUCUGGCAUCAACAAGGCAUUUCCGCCCACAGAACUGCCGCUCACUGGAUAUUUUUACUUUUUCGGACCAUUCUCUGUAAACCCUAGAGAUGGUUGUGCGUGAAAAUCCCAGUAGAUCAGCAGUUUCUGAAAUACUCAGACCAGCCCUUAUGGCACCAACAACCAUGCCACGUUCAAAGUCACUCAAAUCACCUUUCUUCCCCAUACUGAUGCUCGGUUUGAACUGCAGGAGAUUGUCUUGACCAUGUCUACAUGCCUAAAUGCACUAAGUUGCCGCCAUGUGAUUGGCUGAUUAGAAAUUAAGUGUUAACGAGCAGUUGGACAGGUGUACCUAAUAAAGUGGCCGGUGAGUGUAUAUGUUCAGCAAAACCUGCAAAGUUUUUGUUGUCCAACACAGACAGUAUAUUAGAAUUUUUAAAGCAAUCAUGGCUGGGUUCAUGACCUUACCAGAGUUGCAUCAUACUCGGAGACAUAAUUAUGUUUUUCUCAGAGACCCUCCUUACUUCAUGGGGCUAUUUGAGUUUCACCAGUGUCCAGUUCGAUGACCUGUAAGCAAGGAUUUGAGUCACAGGAUACCCCAGAUGGAUGCAAAUUAGUGCUAUUUAUUUAAGAUGGAGAGCUCAACUUUCACUUUAUCUUAAAUAUACAAGCGCUGAUGGGAUUUUAUUGCUCAAAAGGACCGUAGAAGGUUGCAAAAGAACAUCAUGAUGGACAUUUGUAAAAAGUAUUGAUUGAUUAGUUGAUGAUGCUUAAAAAAGAUAAACAAGACUUGAAAUUGCUUGUUUUUGGAGCUCUAAACAACUGUUAUCUGUGUUGACCCACUGACUAUCAUCAAAUGUUGCUGGAGUGGCAACUAACUUUUCAGGGCUUCCAGAAGCCAUCAGCAACAAAGGACUCCUCCCCAGAUCUGCUCAGAGGAGGGGACGGUCAGCCAGUCACACACUUUGUGGAUUGACUCAGUUCAUCCUGUGCAUUGUCAGCCGAUCACUCUGAAGUCCUGUUAGACUGCAAGAUUUUACGAGAUUUCCAGUUUUUAGAAUUUUAAUCCUUGGCUUUGUGCUGAUGCGUUACCUUGUCUUCCUGGGCCUGGUAAGAAAUUAGAAUUUGCUUUUAAUCUGAACACAUCACAAGAUGCCACACUACAUAAUCGCUACCUGCCCUUUUCACCUGUCACCGCCCCUCCCCAACCAACUCCUGCAGGAUCACUGUGUCAUUCUCUGCUUUAAUCAACCUUUGAAUCUUCUCCUAGGCUUUUACCUUCUCUGCUGGCUGGCUUUCUACUCUUAAGCCAUCAUUUGGAAAAUGCAAAAUGGGGAGAGUCUAUAGACAUGGUAUUGUCUUUCUGUAACCUGGAGAAUAACCGGCCUACAGAAAUACCCUAAAAAUUGGGAAAGGCAAUUGUGAGAAAAUCAACAAAAAUCAACCGUUCAGGGAUUUUCUAAUAAGUAGGAAGAGGAGAGGUUGCCCAAGACCUGAAAAAAUACCCAACAUGUAUCAGGGAGCCAAAGGUGUUGAUGUAUGGGUUGGUUAAAUGAAGAAAAUAAAUUUAUAUAAUGAAAUUAAAUGGGUACAUACAAGUCACUCAAAGACUUGGUAUUAAGGGUAAAAUUGCAGUUGCUUGUAAAAACACUGACAAGGUCUUUAAACUGGCCUCUUGUCCUCAAUGUGUAUUGAAGAAACUUUGAACAAUAUAAAGGAUGGGUUCAGCUGAACAAAGAGGGGUGGGUUUCACUGAAAGAGAGAGAAAGUGAAGGUUACCCACAACCCACUGAGAGAAAUCGCUGUCAGCACCAGCCUUCAAUGCUUGUCGUUUCUCUCUUCCUCCUCAUCAGAAUGGGCGAUCGUGGAGGAUUCAAUAAGUUUGGUGGUAAGUGACAAGUAAAACACUUGCGAAAAGGUUUGAUGUUUUUACUCUAGGCUUAGAUGAGGGGAGAUGAAUAUACAUAAACGCAUGACGCUGGUAAAUUCAUGGUGAUUUUGUGUGUGGUUUGUGAUCGAACUUAAGUAUUAGAUCCACAAACCGGCUUCCAAAAAGUUGGGCUGCUGUGAAAAAUGUUCACCAAAAACGGUUUGUGAACAUUAUUUUAAGUUUUUUUUUAUUAAAAAUAGUUCCAAGACAAGAUAUGAUAGGUUGAAGCAUUUUUCAGUGUUUUCAGAAAUACCCCAUAUGCUCAUAAAUAAUUGGAUGUCAGCAACAUUUUUAAAAAAGUUGAGCAAGGGACAACAAAUUACCAAAAAAGUUCUGUAAUUAAAAAAAAAAAAACACCCAGAAGAAUAUCUCCCAACCAGUGAGGUUAGUUUCGACAGGUUAGUGACAUGACAUAAUGAAGAAAAUCUUUCCAGAGAGGCUGAGUCUCUCACAAGUAAAGAUGGAAAGAUGGUUCACCACCCUGUGAGAGACUAUGUGAGCAGAUAGUUUAACAAUGCCAAGAUAAUGUUCUUCAGUGAAGAAUCUAGAAAGAAAUGUUUGUACAGAGAGAGUUCAAGACUGUGUGACCCUGAUCUAUGGGCCAUCAAGCAUUAAAAACAGACAUGACUGUAGUGGGAGUCACUGCAUGAGCCAAAAGGACAUCCACAACCCACUGUUUGUUGCUGCAUUCACAAAUGUAGGUUAUAACAGCACCAUGCAGAAAGGGAGCCAUAUAUGAAAAUGAUCCUGAAACGCUCACCACAUCUCUUUGGUCUGACAGGUCAAAUUUGGCGUUCUUUUUGGAAAUCAUGGACCUGGUGUCCUCUAGUCCUAACAAAAGAGGGGCCACCUAGCCCCAUAUCAGGGCUCGGUUCAAAAACAGCAUCUGUGAUGGUAUUGGGAUACAUUUGUGAUAUGUGGCAUGAGUGGCUUAAAAAUCUGGGACAAUUGAGACAAGAAUGAAAUGAGUGAUUCAACAAGAAAGACCCUGAACUGUCAGGAAGCAAAAAUUUUAUGACAUGUCAAAUGUAAGUUUUUACAUUUGAUGUGCAGUCUUUGCACGAUUAGAAUAGCGUGUGGGUUUAAUUGAUUUGCAAACAAUCAAAUACGUACUUUUUACACAGCGUCCCAACUUUUUGGGAAUUGGUUUUAUAGUUUUAUAGUAAAAAGUUCAAACCCGAAAUUCAGCCUUUAUAGCUACUCUGAUUUGUCUGAUUAUACACUGGAGUAAAAAAAACAGUGAGAGAGAUGAUCCCAACUUUUGGGGCGCACAACUUUAAAACCAUCCUAAAGGCUUAUUUCAUAUUUUUUUCUAUGAAACACAAGCUUACAGUUUGAAACUUUGGUAGAACAGCACAGCUCCAAAGGUAAGAACAUCCUAGGUGUGUGUUUGGAUCAUGCUACAUUGUAUGCUCCUCCACACAGGGAUUGAAAAUAUCCAGCAGGGGGAGUUAUAUUGUAGAUAAUAGCCUUACUAGUAGGAGUUUUCUUUUCCUUUUUUUUUUUUUUUUUUUUUUUGACAAUGCAAAUUGAUGGGUAUUAAAUUUAGAGGGUGUUUACAAGCCUUUGUCUGGUGUUCUGUGAGUUAUAUGAUCAUACUGUAGUGUGUCAAAAAAAUAAGUUAUGUAAGAAUUAAAAGGUAAAAAAAGAUGUUUCAUGUAUGGAAACAUGAUUCAGGUUGUAUACCAAACAAAUGGUAGAAACAAUAUUUGUUUCCCCAAGAUGUAAGAAUGGAAAAUCUUGCCUAUCAACAGCAUAAAUGUCAAAUGUCCAUAAAGUAGAAAGCUUCAAAACUGGUGUGCUUGCAUAGCUGUGAAAUGUUGUAGAGGCCAGACUUGAUAACACGCAACUUGAUCCCAUCUGAGUUGUUCUAAUAACGAGAGGAAAGUUUGUGGUUUCUCAACAAUGCGGUUGGGUAGAACAAUUAACCAGGGCAUGGUAAAGCUUAAGACAGCACAAAGUUGCUUCUAUUUUUUAAUCUGUUUUAUUUUUUCCACAACUAGACAUCCAAAAUAGUCCAACAGAUCUGUUUGAAUGUGUUUGAUUAGUAUAAGCAACUAAAGGCAGUAUAAUUUGUACUUUUGCUCUCGGUAUUCCCAAACAGAUGUUUUAAAAUGAUAUAAUGGUGGUUGUAACAAUGUGAAACAGAGGCCAGUGUCAAGACAGAGUCUGUGCAGAUUAAAACUUCACAAAGGUUUCUAAUUUUAGGGCUUAGGAGCUGGGAAAGUCUUGUGCAGCGGUUGUUUGGUUUGAUCUUUUAUGAUUACAUGAUCCUCCCAGUCAAUCAUCCUUUGUAUGAUUUAUGGACCAGCAAUCGCGGCACUAUUUAGUUGCUUUUGGACUGGGAUCCAAAGCAGGAUCCUCUGACUGCCAUGCCAAGGUAGCCUGGGAUAAUAACUUUGAAAUCACAUUACAUCAAUGAUAAAAGUAUUAAUAAUUGGGUUUGCCAUUCUUUUAUGUGGGAAAAUUAAAAUUUUGGCUGGACAUUUAAAAGAAUUUGUCCAGACUAUAGGGUAAAGGAGCUAUCAUACGAGAUCUAUUCAAAUCCUUGAAUGCAGAGGAGUUGAUAAGGAGAAUUGUUUUUGAAGACGUGGAAAUCUAAAAAAAAGAAAGUAAUAGAGAUUAUAAAAAGGCAUACCACAGUUGAGUAGUUAUUGCACAUUAAAUAUGUCUACCAAGAGUUGUUAAUUAUACACAGGUAACUUUCCUGACUGUGGUAAUGUGGUGAUACUAGAAUGUGGCUAUUGUGCCGAAAGCUGCUCUCUGAACAACAAUGAGUCAUCAACAAGUUGUGCCAAGAUAAAUACCGACUUGCCAGUUUUUGGAGUGACAGUCACAUUAAUUAUCAUGUUGGUGCAAAGCUCGUUUUAAAGAUGGAACUUAUUAUUAUUAUUAUUAUUAGUCAGCAGCUCCUGAGACUCCGGUUGAUCAAGCCUCAAAUUAAAUCUGUCUUAAUGAAAAGGUGUAACCAAAAACAACAAAGUGUUUUAAUAACCCUCUGUGACAACUCCAGAACCAGAGGUUGGUGUACACAAUAGGACGACUGAACUUGAUUUAUCACAUCGAAUAUCGUUUUCAAAUUCUGUUGAACUCUUGGGAUGUUGGAUUUGAUUUUCCUACUUCCAAAGUAUGUUGGGACAAUUUCACAUCUUCAGAUGUGUAAAACUUAAGUUGACAAAGGAGUGAAUGACCUGGAUUACAUGAGUCCAAGGUUUAUAUAAAAAGGAAUUGUUUUGAACUUGGUUCUGAGACUUGUGUUAAAGGAAGUGGUUCAUAGUGUACCAGAGGAUGCAUCAUCAAUGCUUUGACUUGUGAAGUAUUUGAAACAUCAUUCAUUAGAGCUCUAACUGUGUGGCUCCUCAUGAAUUCAACACGGUUGGGUUUACUUUGCGGAGCAAAAACAACAAACAAUGACAUGGGAAAGUGAGAGAAGUGUGGUGGUUUUUCUGGGGUUUCAAAUCAACCUGAAUGCAUUAUGGGACUUAAAAGGACUUGAGCUGAACAGCUUGAUGCCUGUCCCUGUGAAGUCCAUGCACAAGUGCUCUGAAUUUUGGUCAUCACACAGAGUUUGGGACAAAGUUUGAAGGCAGGGAUGUAAAAAAAAAAGGGCUUAUUUAUGAAGUCUUAACAGGCCACCAUGGAUUGUGGCUCUUAUGUGUAGAUAAAUACUAAAUUGAGUCUGAACACUGAUGCAGUAAUGGGGAGAAAAAGACAAUAUUUAGUGUUGUGCGGGGUGUUCGUUCAGGGAUUAUAACUUUUCCCUUUCAAGAAUUAAUCUCUGUGUUUUGCCCUUUAAAGGACCAAGAGACCCAGGACAUGGACAUGGAGGACCAGGCUAUAGUAAGUCCAUUAAGAUUUAAUUUUGCUCGGCCAACAAGAAGACAUGAAGCCAGUCUUACAGUUUUUAUCUUUAGCCACUUCUAGAAUAACACUUAUCCAAACAAUAUGAAUUUAUUGAUCUUUUAUCAUGUUUUUUAUGUUCAAAUGUUGAAGUCUGCUAGGAAAUAUCAAAUAGAAUUUAAUUGUUAGACAUUGUUGACCUCCUCCCAUUGACAGUAAUCGUAUAAACACAAUGGUUCUCUUGACCCCCUUUCUGGACGAUUACUGUGCAAAAGAGGGGGUUUUCUUGAAGCUUUCAUUUAACUUUUCAUUGAUUUCAUGAACCCAGUGAAGGGAUGAUACUUGUCCAAAGAGACACUUUACUUAAGUAGUACUCAUAAUUAGAAAUUCUCUGUUUGAAAGACAUGGUUUUCUUUACCUUCUCCAAUUGAUGAUACUGGACUCCGAGCUGGUUUUUAUUGAACAUUUUUGAUGGACAAUAUGGACAAUGGACAAUUCUUAAAAAAAGAUGAGUAUCUUGAACUUCUCACAGAGAUUACCCCUCCCUAGCAAAGGCUUUUCCAAACACUUUCAAUAGAAAACACUUGGUCACAUUAGAUGGUUUUCUUGACCUGAAAUAAUAAAAUAAUCCUAAAGUGUUUGCUUCCCUCUGAUCAAAGAUCAGUCAUAGCUAUGUUUGUGACAUAUUACCGGCAUUGAACUGUCAAGGCCGGUAGGUUUAGACAGCCGUGGAUCCAAUCAAAGUAUUAUACAGACACUGAGAAGUCCUCUUUCAUUUUGACCUCUUGAUGCUUCCUUCCCCCACCGAAAUGCGACUUAUUUUUGACCUGGGCCUUUUCAUAUCUCGACUUAAAACUUAUUUAUUUAUGCUGGCAUUUAAUACCCAGUAGCGUUGUGACACUUCAUUUUAUUGCAUUGUAUCUUUUUUUAUUGCUUUUAGUGUUUUUGUUCAUUUUUAUUUACUAUGUAUUGUAAAGCACUUUGGUUCACCAAAAAGGGUUGUUGUAAAGGGCUGUAUAAAAAAAAGGACACAUACAUUUACAUGUGUCUUUCAUUCUCUUUCUACAGUGCAAGACCAGGAUAACUCUGACAAUAACACCAUCUUUGUGCAAGGCCUGGGGGAUGACUACACUGUCGAGUCAGUCGCAGACUUCUUUAAACAGAUCGGGAUCAUAAAGGUAGCUUCUAAUCACCACUUAUUUUGAAGUGAUCAAUAUUAUCAAUGUGCUUUUAAAUCUUAAAUCUCUGCUGUCCAUCAUUUAGGUCAACAAGAAGACGGGCCUGCCAAUGAUCAACCUUUACACCGACAGAGAGACCGGGAAACUAAAGGGGGAGGCCACGGUUUCCUUUGACGACCCUCCCUCAGCCAAGGCUGCGAUCGACUGGUUUGAUGGUGAGUCUAUUGUUGCUCACACACAAGUCUAAUUACAACCCUCUUUAUUAAACAAGCAUACUAGGAAGAAAGGUAAUUAGAGGAUUUAAAAAGUUGGUGUACUGAAGAGUGUGAUGAAAGAGUGUGGGAGUUAAGGCGUAAGGUAUAGAGGCUUUUUAAUUGCUACGCUCUUUCUUUUAACCUAGAUGUUUUUACUCCACAGGCAAAGACUUCAACGGAAAUCCUAUCAAAGUGUCUUUUGCCACCCGCAGAGCUGACUUUGGAGGUCGAGGAGGCAUGAGGGGAGGUCGAGGACGAGGUGAGCCUCUCUUACAAGGAGCCUCGUCUCAGUCGAGAUAAAGAUCAAAAAUGUAUUUUUGACUUUGCAGAACAUUUUGUAUUCUUGAUAAUUGUCAGGUUGAGAAAGAAUGUUCACUGUGAGGCCGUCAUGACAGUAAAAUGAUCCUGAGUCAUGAAUCUGUUGUAUAAUCAAUUGCAGCGAGGAUAGAUUGAACCCUUCACGUUUUCUCAUUGUUCUACCGUCUGUCUAGGGCCAAUGGGCCGUGGUGGGUUUGGAGGGGGUCGAGGUGUAGGUUUCCCAGGAGGCAAUGGGGGUGGAGGUGGAGUCGGGGGAGGAGUUGGAGUCGGAGGAGGUGGAGCAGGAGGACAGCAGAGAGCUGGAGACUGGAAGUGUACGAACCCGUAAGUUUGGAUUUUCAAAAUGUAAAUAUUAAUGUUUGAAUAAAUCUGAAAUGAUAAAGAAAUUUAGUGUGUCUGCCCAACAUUUACUACGCAAGAAAAAAUCAUUUCAGUGAAAUCUUUUAUAUACAGUCAGUGCAGUUUUACUUAUGAAAUGUUUUAAUGGUAGGUUUUCGUCAGCUCUUUUAAUUGCUUUGGUAUGUUAGAACAUACAAUAUAUGUAGUGAUAAAAAUCAAUAUAGUGAGUUUAGAUCUUAAUAGAUCUGUAACUAUACGUUGUUACAGAUGAUUUUUUUGGUUAGUUGUGCAACUUUUAAGAAAACAGAAAUCAUAUCUUUCCCUGCAGGAACUGUGGGAAUCUGAACUUUUCGUGGCGUAACGAGUGUAACCAGUGCAAAGCCCCUAAACCAGAGGAUUCUUGUGGGAUGCCCCCAAUGGAAAGAGGUUUGAUUCUACUUUUUCUUUUUUUUUUUUUUUUUUGUUGACCAAUUUUUAAAUACUGCCUGUCAGUCAUUGUCAGUAUUGUACAGGCUGGUUGAACUGGCCCGGGCUUUCAGAGGUCAUGAUCAAACCACUUUGUACAGCAGGAAAUGGUCCUAAUAGAGCUGUUUAGUGAACUGUCUCUUUUUAAAAUGAUUGGAUAAGGAAUGAAUAACAGACUUCAAAUGAAUACUUAACAAACAGAGGUUGCAUUGUUAUCCGAGCUCAGCCUUAAUUUGAUGUUGGUAGUUGUAAAGUAUAGCUCUACCAACUUCCUGCAACCAAUUCACAGAUACCAGCUAUUUUAAGCAGACCAGCACUCCAUAAAGUUCAUGUACUUCAUAGUAUACCACUUUUUCUUAUGGCAGAUACAUCUCAGAGGUUAAAUGACAGGUUCAUGUUUGUACCAAAAGAACUAAUCCAAGUUUAGUAACACAGUCAGCAGCAGCUUCUCUCUCUCCUGCCCUUUUAAUCAGAUCUCCUUUGGCUGCAGCAACUCCUCUUCCUGUGGUCUGCAACAAACAAACAAAACAUACAAACAUACAUAAAAUUCAACAGAACAUCACAAACAAAAAAAUACACAACCAAUCAUAUCAUAGAGGACAACAGCAAGAAAUACAACAAAUAUUACACGCUGGAUGAAGGCUCCUACAUUGAAACUGGAUUUUUGGGCGGUGGGGGGGCAACUAACUCAAGACCUGUUUUACUUUUAAGACUUAAUUUUAUUUCCUUUUUAAUUUUAAUUAAUUUAAUAAUGUAAUUAAUUUAAUUCCCUCCAGUUCUUUAGUGAAAUGCGCACACACGCACACACACAGUGAUCACAGGAAAACCACUAUUAGAGUUUUGUUUGCAGUAAAAUCUAACCCAAUCAGAAUUAAUGAUCCAACUCAGAAGAAGAAUGUUAAAAAGUAGCUGCUGAGUCUACCUUGCCAACUUCCCCACCAUGGGAUGAAUAAAGGUAAAUCUAUCUUAUCUUGUCGUCAUGUGUCCAGCAUGUUUUUGUUUUCCCAGCAGAGCGGUUGCUUCCUUGUACGAGCGCCUUUCUCUGCAUAUUUCCAGGUCUUUUUUUUAUGUAACUUAAUAACCAGGAAGUCCUAUUGAUUCCCACCGGUGCUCACUGGAAGUGCAACUUCUACAGCAAAUAUUUCAAUAACAAUGUGCAUGUUUAUGUCAUAGCUUUGUUAAUAGCCACUCAUAACCAUACAUUAGAGGAGGAUUGAAUUACCAUGAGUCACCCCUGAGCAUUAUUCUGUUGAAGACAGCAGUCGUUUACAGCAGCUUACUGCAGGUUUGUUUGCAGUUUGUAAUCUCACCUCAGGGUCAGAGUAAUAAAAGCCUGCGCUUCCUCUCAGCUGUUUACAAAUUGUCAUCGAAUGACUUGUUCUGCUACAAGGAGGUUUCGGAGGAGAGCGGCGAGGGGGAUUCGAUCGGGGCGGAUUCAGGGGCCGAGGCGGUGAUCGCGGGGGCUUCAGAGGGGGCCGCGGAGGUGACCGGGGAGGAUACGGGCCUGGCAAGAUGGAUGCAAGGUGAGACACACAAAAAGGCGAUUUAGCAGCCUAUGUAACAGCUGAUUUUUUUAGUGGUAGUAGUUCAUUCAACACUUAUUAGCCCUGCUUCUUCUUAGCUUCUUUGGCCAAGUGUAAAAGGUUAAAAAUCAGGUUUAUCAUGAGCUCAGAAAGAUGAUAAAGGUUCUUUUGUUUGCUGAGUUAUUGGAGCACAGAGUGAAAACACUGGGACUAAUACUAAAGGGCCAGUUUGUAGAUUUGCAAACAUGGAGAAAAGAACUUUCCAUAUGAAGCCUCUCUGAGAAGUCCCACGUUUGCCCUGUUCAUCAGCAUUUCAUUUGCAUAAAACCUACACUGUUAAAACAUCUGCUCACCUUGAAGUCACUGCUCAUUGGUCAGAUGCUGGUGAUGUCAUCUACGUGUUGUUUUUUCUUUCUUAGGGGUGACCGCAGACAGGAGCGGAGAGGCCGUCCUUACUAAACAGUCCUCUGAGGACAAACAGUCCAUCCUCAGAACAAAGACCAGUGUGUGUUCACCCCGUCCAUCCACACUUGAACCAGCCUGAACUCUUCACACCUCCUCCUUAUCAACUCCGUCAUUCAGCGUGUUGAAAAAUGUGACUUCCCCUGUUCUCUGUUGUUUCCAGUCCGUCAGUUCUUUCUAGUCCAACUCCACUCCCUCUUCUGCUUGACGAGGCCUCAAUCACAGCGAGCAUCAAAUUACACUUAAAGAAAAAGAGGAUUUUCUUUCGACAUUUCUGAGCUUCUGUCAGAAUGCUUGUGAUUUUUUUCCCUCCUCAUUACCGACACCUGCUCAGAAACUUAAUACACACAGACAGAAAUGUUUUAAACAAGCUAAACCAGUUACUGAGCAGGACUUUUUGUUUCUUUUCCUCCAGUUUCAAAUGAAAAAGCCAAUAGAUGUAUUUCUUUAGAAUGUACAUUCAUUAGAGGUUUUCAUUGACAGAAACUCAACACUCCUCCUUUUGUCUCCUUGUUUUUAUUGGAAGUAUGUGAUCCAAGACGUACACCUGCACAGGUCACACCUCUUUAAUGAGAUUUAUUUAUGUCGCUGUUUGUAUUUCCCUUCAACAAACACGCUCCAUUCACUCAACAGGUUUGACAUGUUGAUGAAAAAAGUCGUUAUUUAACGAGGGUGCUGCUCAUAUAAGGUGACACAAUUGAGAAAACUGCACAUUGAUGGUUUCAGCCUAUUAAAAAGACAGCAAGAGCAAAAACGAUUUAUUUUUGUUUUCUCUGAUAAUUAGUUUGUUGCAAAGUCUGAUAUUUCGCUAUUAAAAUAUAAUCAAAUCAUUUUUUUAAAAAAAGGGGAAAAAAAUGUGUUUUUUCUCAUCAAACUGCCUGUCGAUGUCAGCUCUGCAUCGCACAGUGACGAUUAAGCUGCACUACAAUUUAGUUGGCAUCAACUUUUGUAACCUGGGGAUUUUUAAACCUGUUAGAUGGCUGCUGUUCUGUUACCGUCAGACUCCUUUUGAAAGUGUUUAACUGCUACAGCUGCUGUGGGAGGUGAUGACUGUACUGGUGAGAAAAAAGCAAGGCCGGGAUCAUGGGAGAAAUUAGUUUAAUGUUAUUUUAAUGUAACCAGUCAUGGCUUAAAAAAACAUGAACCCAUGGUUGCAAUAGUUGCAGAUUUACUAGCUUUUCCUCAAUGCAAAAUUAGCUCCUGAUGUAAGAUUUUGUUUACAAGUUUACAAGAUUUGUGUUUUUUGAGAACAUGAACAAGGUAGAGAUUACUGGCACAUAAUAUUUAUACAGAUACAGACUUUUCACAUUUACAGUUUUUGAACAGGAUUCCAACUCAGAACUGAGCUGAUGUUCUUGUUUGUGCAGUUUCUUGUUGUACAGGCAGCAUUACAAAAAAAACAUUGUGCUAUUUAAUUCCUCUUACGGGAACCACACCGAUCAGAUCUCAUACCGACUUCAUACCUGUCAUGUCAUUAACAGAUCUCAUGUGAGAUGCCAACAUGUUCAAAUGUAGAUUCACGUCCUGCCCUUGUGCUAAAAUUAUCAAAGCUAAAUGAUCCAAAUCAGAGCCCAAUCUUACAACCAAAGUUGAUGACAGUGCUCUUUUUGUAACUGAGGCCUCGUCAGCAGAAGUUUUAAGGGGGUUUAUUGAUAAAAUGUGUUGUAUUGCUUUUAUUUAUGAGGUUGUUUUGUUUGUAUUGUACUUGAAAUGGAUUUAAAGAUGGAAAUGUUGAUAAAACCAAGCAGUGUUGUAGUUGUUGCCAUUGACGUAUUUCUUACAGCUUUCAGACAUUUGGUUUCAGAGUUGCGGAAACAAAAACCUGCAGAUAACCAGCCAUGAAUCAUUUGUUCCUUAGUUUCACUUAUUAAAUCAACUUCUUUUGUAUCUCCAUUCAGCUUAUGUCAACCUCAGUGCAGUAAAGCAAGCUUAUGAAUUGAGUUGCAGUCCUUGAAUGAAUUAGUCUUGUAUGUUUUAAACUUUAUAUAAUUAGCCUAAAGAAUGACCCCAUUUGUAGCACUUGUGGAGUUUCCUGUUGGCGUGCUGCUGGCCUAAGGCAUAUACCUUUUGAUAAACUGUUCACUUUGACAUCUCCAGUUUGAACUUUGCGAACAUUCAAGAGAGAUGACUCAUCUGAGUCUAUGACAAUUGAUUCAUUCAGCCUGCAGAAUUUGGAGGGGAGUUUUUGCAGCUGUAGCCACAUGUCACCAUGGCAAAAUUUCACAAUUUAGUUAGCACUGCGUAUCAUUAACUCUUCACAAACACCAACUGUCUGUAACCUAUAAUUACAAUUUAGCCACUACCUUUUCAUUUGAAAGCAGUGGUGUCAUUAUGCUCAUUAAGCUCAUUAUGCUCAUUAGGCUCAGCUUGGUUGCUAGUUUCAACAUCUAACUUAGAUGGCCUCUGUAUUACAUAAAGUAGACAUAUAAAGGAUCACAUUAACCCUAGAACACUAUUGCUAAAAUUUGUAACAUCAUCACUAUUACCGGGUGAUUUUUAACCAAAAUAUUAUACCCAAGAAAAAGUACUUGUCAUCAAUAUAUAUAUAUAUAUUUAAGUUGCAAACUUUGUUUCUUUUCCACCCAUUCCUGGGGCAUGUGAGUCUUUGUGAGUCUUCCCUGGUGAAGACUCAGGGUCCUUGGCAAAAUAACGGCUGCAGGAGAGAGAACCAAAAUAUGGCAGAUUUUUUAUGAGUAAAAAUGACCAGCUGACUAAAUAUUUCUUAUCAUCAUCUGAAUUCCCUAUAAAAUCACUACUUUGUGAUAGUUAUUCAUAACUACUGUACUAAAUAAAGAUAGCAUACAAAUUCCAGGACAACUCUUACUGACCUUAUUCGCCUUCAUGCAGCUAUCAAAUCCACCCAAACCUUACUUACCUUACUUAUCACUAUCGCCGGGUUAAAACCACCCGAACACGUGCCUGUAGGAAAAAGUAGGUUUUGGAUCAGAGAAACAAAUAAACAAACAAACAAAUAUGCCUUCAAAGAUGUCAAAGGCAAUGCUGAAGCUACCCAGGGACCCAUGAUACUCGGCCAAACGCAACAUAAUGAAAAUCACAUAAACAUGUUUGUUCGGGUGAAAAUCACCCGGCAAUAGUGUUCUAGGGUUAAAAUCACAUUUAAAGCUCCUGUGAGGAGUUUUUAACAUUUAUGAAAUAGACAAAAAUUCAUAUCAGUGGUUGCUUAUUACAUACAAAAACAAAUAAGACCAUCAGCGACAAGACUGGUGAUUCCUACAUUCUUAUUCCUGAUGCCUCAAACCAGCGGUAUGGGCUAGGUAUUUACACUCAAUCGGACAUUUGACUUUCAAAAGUAAGUAGAAUUAAACUUGAAUUGAAAUCAAAAGUUUAAAAAACAGGAGCUUUAAUGGGUCAGCCUCUACAUCAUCUGUCACGUGAAUUCAUUUAAUCCCAGGUUAAUACUUUCGCACUUGUUUGACCCACAAAAAUGACCUACUUUAUAACAAAUGAGUUUCAUAUAGCUGUUGUGAGGAUUUUUGUUGCAUGUUAUUUAUUCAAAUGUCACAAUUUUCCUCAAAAUUUACUGCAAAUACCCCCACACUCAUACAGCUUGAUCUUAUUGAUCCAACCUGCGUGAGUGUGGGGGCAAAAACAGAAACUUCACAGUAUUUUUCAUGACGAUCCAUGACUGUUGCAUGCAAACGGCAAACAUUAAUCAAGGACGACCGGCUGUCACAUCACUACAUAUAAAACCAGUCUCAUUCCUGAGGAGCCAGUUUGAAAGCAGAUAUUCACUUGCUUAUAAGCACCUCCAGCGUUUGUCGGCAAGAGUGAGAAAUAGACAGCUCAGCGCUUUUAUUGUGAGCAAAGGCUGCUACGCUGCACUGGCAGGAAAAACUAAUAUAAGCAGAAGAGCUUUAACUACAGGUCAUUAAGAAAAUAAAUAAAAUAACAGAGCAGGUGAGUGCUUUGUGAUCCUGGAUCCUUUGUUUUUUUAUGUGGGGUGUACAAGCUUUGCAAAUGUUCUUAUAGCUUUUAAAUUCUCUAUUGUUAUGAAUAAGAAGUUAUCCCAGGUAAUAUGAUCUAUGGCUACAAAACUUUUACAAUUUUUUAUCCAAAUUCUGUAACUUUCCUGUUAAGUUGGCCUGUUCCUCUGCUUGUUCAGUCCCUAAUUCAAAAUUGUAACUACAUUUAGAUGGCUAUAUUUCCUGUCUGUGAUGAUCAUCUGGCUCUUCCAUCCCAUAUAGCGGAAGCAAACAAUUAAAGUCUUAACAUGAAACUGCACACAUUCAUGUCCUCCCUAGGAUGAGCUGCAACAGCUUCAGCAAAAGAAAUGAUUUAGAUGGUAUAAAACAUGGAACAGUGCCCUCUUACUGCCCUUUCAGCAUGACAGUUGUGAGAAAAUAUCCUCUGGAUGCUCAUUCGGUGUUAAAAAAUGUGAUAAAAAAGCUGACUUCAUACCCUUUUAGUGCAUAAAUGUGGAAAAAGUGUCAUCUGGUUACAAUUAGUCUUCAAAUUGUAGAAAAAGUGUAGUCCUGCUGCCCUUCCACUGUAUAUAAAGUGUAAAAAAAGGGGCCCUCCAGCUGUUUCUCUGUUGUGUAAAAAACAACUUAAGCUGACCUUUCAGUACACAAAAUCUAGAAAAAAUGUCCUCUUAAUACCUUCGAGGUGAAUAAAACAUGGAAAAAGUGCUCCUGGCUGCCUGUCUGGUACAUUUGAUGUAAAAACCUCCCUCUAGUUGCUCUUUGAGUGUAUAAAAUGUGAGAAAAAUGUCCUCUGGAUACCCUCCCAGUGUCUGAAACAUAGAAAAAAUUCCAUCUCACGUUAUAAAAUGUGGAAAAAGUUGCCCUUUUGAUACUUGAUACUUUUGAAACGAAUAUCCUCUGGAUGACCUGUUAGCAUACAAGGUGUGGAAAAUUUGAAAAAAUAAAAGUCCUGAAUGCAAGCUUUAUUCAGGAAGUCUUUUUUGAUAAUCAGACUGUUUUUUAGCAAAAUUUCCUUCACAAAGUUGUUCAUAAAUAUUCACCAGAAUGCUGGGAAUUCAGUGUCCGAUACUCAAAACUCCCUGGGGCAGAACUCUCAGACCCCUUUUCUAUAUUUGUGCCCUUGUAUGUUUAAAUGGAAACUUUGCUGAUGGUUUGAGAGGUUUGAAAGUCCAUUCCAGUUCAGUAAUUUUCAGAGUACCUCCUGUCCAGUGUCACCAAAAUAAAUCUUCACUGACCCCUUUAUUCUUGACAGGCCAAUUCAGCUUUACCAAAAUGGUAAAUGAGCCAAAACACAGCCAUCAACCAUACCUGUGUGAAAGCAUUCUUGUCUUUUUGAAGGAUUUGAUCAUGUUGAUACACCUGUCUGAAACUUUUGCAGUGUUAUCUCAUAUCUUUGAAAUGCCCUCUGGUCCACAUCUCUGGUUUAUCCAGCUUUCUCAAAGUCAUUUUCAAGAGUCAAAGCACACUGUAGCACAUAUACCUGUACAUAAAAGCUGGAGCAGACUUCCUUGACGAUUAUGAACAAUGUUUGUAGCCCUUGACUUGCGAAUCCAGUUUGCCUUUACGUGAGAAAAUGUCAAGUGUUCCUGGAAAAACCUCCUUCCUGUAAAUACCCUGAUCCAUCACGCACAGCGUAAACAGUAAAAGUAUCAGAGAGAGAAGAGCAAACAACAAGUCAGCCAGAUAACACAUAUGAACAAGGCCUUUAUGGAGGUAUUAUGUUUUAUAUGAUAUUUUCGUGCCAUUUGUUUGUGUAUUUAUGACUGUUUUUACAAUAAUCCUCAAAACUUUGUCAUAAAAGUUGAAAUAGAUCUGUUUACAGAAAUCAGAUCAGCUAGUUUAAAGAAAUUGUGAAAUGUUCAGAUGCAGAUUUGAUCCAUUGCUUAAGUCAACUUCUUUUUUUUUUUUACUAUUUUACAUAACUAAUAAGUUCAGUCUUGCUGCUUCUAACAAUGUGCUGCUGAUGUGCCGAAAUAUGGAGUUCAAUUUAACAAAACUCUCCACAUUCCUUAGUUUGGUACAGAUGGCUGUUAACCGUCGACCAAAACUGCGACUUUAUCAUGACUUAACGUUUACAACUCAAUGACUAUACUUGUGUCAUUGUGAGUUUACAGCAAAGAUUAAUAACUAUUUACUAUUAGUAAUUAGUAACAAUAUGCCUUAUCUCCUAACAUUAGCACUGGAUUUUCUUACAUCUUGUUAUAAAGUAAUGACGAGAAUUUUUUUAAAUCAUUUUUAAAAAUCUUAAAGAGGCGCUAACACACAACAAAUCAAUAUUACACCAAAUAUUGAUUCACUAAUAUCACACUGGUUAUGACUGAUUUACAUAGUCAGUUUGUUUGAGAUGUGUCCACAGUAAAGGCUAACUCCAUAGCAUCCUUAAAAUAAGCUAACCUAGCUGUUAGCACUUUAAUUUAACUGGACAUUUUUUAAAUUUAAACUAACUACUGCUUUGACGUGUUUCACUGACAACUAAUGGCUGAUAAGGUUUUCUUUGUAACAGCAAAAUCCAAACCCUGUCUCACUUUUUAACCAUUUCUUUUGACGAUUUUUGGUUAGCUUUAGUUAACUUUUUACCUCUAAUGCCCCAAACUUAUUGCCAAUCC